This is a messenger RNA of Paramecium sonneborni, 1370 nucleotides long. Lineage: Eukaryota; Ciliophora; Oligohymenophorea; Peniculida; Parameciidae. The record is from the annotation of a GenBank genome assembly.
AUGGGUGGAAGUAAUAUCACAAUAAGACUUAGAGAAAUUGCAAUCUCAAGGUGAGUUUAAGUUGAUAAAAAAUGAAUAUGAUUUUACAUCUGGUAAGAGUGAUACAAACUUAAUUGAUAAGGAAUUAGUAGUUAAAAAUUAGGUAACAAUUAGAUUGUAUAUAAUUGAUUGUUCAAAUUUACCACCAAAAGAUUAAGAUUCAAUGUCUGAUCCCUAUUUAAAAAUAAGAUUGGGUAAGGAAUAGAUAGAUGAUGUGGCAAAUAGAAUUACAGAUAAUUGUAAUCCCUAAUAUUACAAAAGAUAUGAUAUUACAACAGAAUUACCAGGAGCAUCUGAAUUAAUAAUUCAAGUGUGGGACUACGAUGACUUUAUGCCUGAUGAUUUGAUAGGAUAAACAAUAAUUGAUAUUGAAGAAAGAUUUUUUUAAUCUAGAUUUAGAUAAUUGAAACAAAUACCUAUAGAAACUCGUCAAUUGAUACAUCCAAGUUCGUCAAUUUCAUAGGGAUAAAUUCGUUUAUUUAUGGAAAUAAUACCUUCUAAAUAAACAUCAAUUCUUAAGAAUCCAUGGUUUAUUGAAUAAAAACCAAAAGUUAAACAUUUGAUUAGAUGUGUUGUGUGGGAUGUGUUAGAUGUACCAUCACAUGACGAUGAAGGAUCCUCAGAUUUGUAUGUUAUUGGAUUUGUUGAUUAAAAUUAGAAAUAAAAAACAGAUACUCAUUUUCGUAGUUUCAAUGGAAAAGGUUCAUUUAAUUGGAGAAUGGUGUUUCCUAUAGAAUUACCUCAGCAAUAAUAAACUGUUCUAACAUUUUAAAUUUUUGAUAAGGAUAUAUUUACUUCAGAUGAUUUCAUUUCUGAUUGUUCAAUAGACAUUACAGAUUUAUGUAGAAGAGCCUUUGAAAAUGAAAUCAAUGUAAAGAUGUAUUCAUAAACAGAACCACCUUCUGAUGGAAUUCUUAAGUAAAAUACUAUUAUAAAAUAAACAAAUAAUGGGAUAUUAUAUGAGAAGAAUGUGAUUCAAACAAUAAAUACUGAAAAGGCUGGAUAUAAGAGUAAUCAAUAGAAUGGAAAACUAGUAGUUUCUAUUGAGAUAGUGUCGGAAUAGUUUCAGAAGAAGAAUCCAGUAGGUUUAGGAAGAUCAUAACCUAAUCAUUCUCCAGUUUGUCCUGAACCUACAGGUCGAAUAGAAUGGACUUGGAAUCCAAUUAAAAUGCUAGUAAUGAUAUCAUUAUUAUAAUUAGAGUUAAUUAUUAGGACCAAAAGCAAUUAAAUACUUGUUAUUGGCUAUUUGUAUUAUGUUUGCUGGAUAUAUGUUGGUUAUGCUAUUUCCAGUAAUUACUGGUAAUUUGAUGACUAGAAUAUUUACAGGUUGA